Molecule: messenger RNA, 3018 nt
Organism: Eufriesea mexicana
Lineage: Eukaryota; Metazoa; Arthropoda; Insecta; Hymenoptera; Apidae
Exons: 7
Coding region: 1-3018 (1005 amino acids)
Biological process (GO): proteolysis
Molecular function (GO): serine-type endopeptidase activity
Source: RefSeq, a predicted model, not a curated record
AUGUUGCUGUGGGCCAUUUGGCUAGUGGCUAUAGUCGCUCGCAGUUCGGCGACUCAGGUACCAGUAGAUCAGCCCGAAUGGUCAUGGCAAAACGACGGAGGCAUCCAAGUAGCCAAUGAACCCGAAGAUUUGGGCAAACAGGAGACCCCGGGAAAGGGAGUGGAAUCGGUAGUAGACGAAAUUCUUGUCUCCAAUCGACAGGGUCGCAAUAUCGAGGGUUUCGACCAAAUAUACGAAGACCCGGAGGUGAAGAAUGCGCUUCAAUUGGGAAACGAUACGAUCGCUCGAACGUACAUCAGGGACAAGCUGUGCUCCCUCGGGUUAAUGAACUGCGAGAAUCCAGAAGGACGUCGCCCAUACUACUCUCCUCAUCGCGGCAUAUAUCCUCAAGACAUAAUUUACGCUCAACCCGUGACCAUCAAGCCAGUCGGAAGACCUUUACCAGCUAUCCCAGUAAAACGACCAUAUGGCUCGACGAGACCUGGCCCACCAUCCUCCGGUUUUAUCUCCUCUGGACCUCCUCCAGAAGUGAUCUACGGAGUCGGUGGCGCGCCGCAUCCUCCCUCGUUCGCAUCCACGCCUGGCUUAAUCGGUUCUUAUCCUCCGUUCAAGAAACCAGGCCCACCUCCGUUCUCGUCGAAACCGGUGUACGAAGGAGCAAUCGUGAACGAAGGCUUCGAAUUCGGCAGCAGUCAGUUCAUCGACAAGAAGCAAAUCGCGUUGAGACCGUCUGUCGGCUCUGACGCGGUUCAACAACACGUUCAUCAUCAUUAUCAUCACGGCGACAGUACCCCGAGCUCUGGUGGACCUUCUUUCAUUCCCAUCGGUCAAGGAGCUUCGUCUCACGGUUACGGCGCCAGUUACGGGAACAUAGGUACCAGCUACGAUAUCCCGAAUGCUGGAGUUCUUGGUGACGGCUUCCAAGGCUUGGAGGACUACAAGAAGGCGUUCAAGGUGAAAGGAACGAGCAACGGUGCCAAUGGACUGAAUGGCGGUUCUUUAUCGGCAAACAGCUAUGCCGAGCAGUAUCCUGUCUACGAGAAGCCGGCUCGAGACUUCGCUUAUGGGAAAGCAGACGGCCAUAAAGGCAGCAAGUACCUGACUGGAAGCAACUUUGCCUCUCCUAACGCGGUUCAUUCGUCCUCCAACGAUUACAUCGCCUCUGGAACUACUAAUAGCCACUAUUACGGUAACGGCGAUAACGAGGGCUUCAGAAAUGAUUUCUCCGCGGAUUAUUCCGGGGAUUGCGUUUGUGUUCCGUACGCGCAAUGCCCGAGCGAACACGCGGGUCGUAAGGACGAUUUGUUCCUUCCCAUCGAUCCUCGUAAUCUGAACAAGAAUAUCGACGCCGAGGCUAUCGUCGAGGGAGCAGCCGCGGCUGUAGAGAACGAAACCUCUGCCAUCUUGCGAGCUGGGAAGAAGAAGUCGAACGGAGAAGGGAGACUCGAUGCUAGCGAUCUGGACUCUUCGAAAUUAAACCUCAAGCCGACCUGGGGGAUCAGUUUCGGUCUACCGCAAACCGGUGGCUCGUACCCGAUCAAUCCUUACGGCGACAAUGCCCUGGUAAAUCCAUACAGAGGAUACGGUUCGGCCGAUCAAGGCAUAAAUUUAGGCCUGGUUUCCGUGAAUCCUCUGCUAGCUGUACAGUUCACCAAAGACGAAUACGGCGACAAAGUGGUAAAACCGUUUGUAAAUUUUCACGUAACGCCUAAUCGGAAUAUCGUGCAGAAACUCGGUCAUCUGCUCUCUCACAAGAAGCAAGCUCUGUUCGAAAGCUACGAACCCAGCUAUGCGCCGCAUUAUCCCUCGAACCCUGUCCAGAUCUAUGAAAAACCGUAUUACGUGAAACCUCACCAUCCUCCCCAUCACUAUGCGAGCCAUCACGAGCCUCCUUUUCCCCAUGACUAUUCGGAUUACUAUCGAGACGGCGAUGACGAUUACGAUUACGAUUACAACGAGAAUCAUGGUUUCGCGCGUAGCAAUGGCAAUAAAACGCCAGCUACGGCCGAUGCGAACGAGCAAACGGUUGCAAAAGAAAGAACCGAUGGGAAAGUUUCGUUUCCGAACAGAAGAAAGCGUGACGUCGAGUCGGAAGCGAGACUCGAAUCGAAAGGCACGAUGGAGCGACAAUACAUAGGUCUAGGUUCUUCUCGGGUUUGCGGUCCUGGCUACGUCUGCUGCCCGCAAAGACAACCGACGAGGAAACCGUCGCGACUUGGACAAUGCGGAAUAAGGAAUACUCAAGGGAUCAAUGGAAGAAUCAAGACUCCUUCCUACAUCGAUGGUGACGCUGAAUUCGGCGAAUAUCCCUGGCAAGUUGCGAUACUGAAGAAAGAUCCGACAGAAAGCGUAUACGUGUGCGGUGGUACCUUGGUUUCAUCGCGACACAUCCUCACAGCAGCUCAUUGCGUGAAAACUUACGCGGCACGAGAUCUCCGCGCCAGGCUAGGAGAAUGGGACGUAAAUCACGACGUUGAGUUCUAUCCCUAUAUAGAACGCGACGUAGCCAACGUCUACGUCCACCCAGAGUUCUACGCUGGUACCCUGUACAACGACAUAGCGAUACUGAGGAUCGACCACGAAGUCGAUUUCCAGAAGAACCCACACAUCAGCCCUGCCUGUUUGCCGGACAGGCACGACGAUUUCACCAGAAGCAGAUGCUGGACAACAGGCUGGGGUAAAGACGCCUUUGGAGACUUUGGGAAGUACCAAAAUAUCCUGAAGGAAGUCGACGUGCCUGUAGUGAACAACCAGGUCUGCGAACAGCAAAUGCGGCGGACAAGAUUGGGUCCGGGUUUUAAUCUACACCCUGGAUUCAUCUGUGCCGGAGGGGAAGAAGGAAAAGACGCCUGCAAAGGCGAUGGCGGUGGACCCAUGGUUUGCGAACGCCAUGGUCGCUGGCAGCUAGCUGGAGUCGUGUCGUGGGGUAUCGGUUGUGGACAACCAGGUGUUCCAGGAGUAUAUGCUCGUGUUUCUCACUAUCUUGACUGGAUCCAGCAAGUCGUGAAUCGUUACUAA